Molecule: messenger RNA, 2768 nt
Organism: Rhipicephalus microplus (southern cattle tick)
Lineage: Eukaryota; Metazoa; Arthropoda; Arachnida; Ixodida; Ixodidae
Product: polyubiquitin-C
Molecular function (GO): protein binding
Source: RefSeq, a predicted model, not a curated record
UGACCAAUCGCAGGCUGCGACGUGCUCCUUCUCGGCGUAUUUAGCCUUUGUGCCCGAAGGAAACGAGCUAUUGCAAGUGAGACUGCGCUCGUGAAUUGUGUGUUGUGCUGCCGCAAAGAGAUCAACCACCAUGCAGAUCUUCGUGAAGACGCUCACGGGAAAAACUAUUACGCUCGAAGUUGAGCCGAGUGACACCAUUGAAAAUGUCAAGGCGAAAAUUCAGGAUAAGGAGGGAAUUCCGCCUGACCAGCAGCGUCUGAUCUUCGCCGGCAAGCAGCUCGAGGACGGCCGCACGCUGUCCGAUUACAACAUUCAGAAGGAAAGCACCCUGCACCUUGUGCUGCGGCUUCGUGGAGGCAUGCAGAUCUUUGUGAAGACGCUGACUGGCAAGACGAUCACGCUGGAAGUUGAACCCAGCGACACCAUCGAGAACGUGAAGGCAAAGAUCCAAGACAAGGAGGGAAUCCCACCAGACCAGCAGCGUCUGAUCUUCGCCGGCAAGCAGCUAGAAGACGGCCGCACACUGUCAGACUACAACAUUCAGAAGGAGUCUACCCUUCACUUAGUGCUGCGGCUCCGUGGUGGCAUGCAGAUUUUUGUCAAGACGCUCACCGGGAAAACCAUCACGCUCGAAGUCGAGCCGAGCGACACUAUCGAAAAUGUCAAGGCGAAAAUUCAGGACAAGGAAGGCAUCCCUCCCGAUCAGCAGCGUCUCAUAUUCGCCGGAAAACAGCUCGAGGACGGCCGCACACUGUCCGACUACAACAUCCAGAAGGAGUCCACCCUUCAUCUCGUCUUGCGACUCCGCGGUGGUAUGCAAAUUUUUGUCAAGACUCUGACGGGCAAGACUAUCACUCUAGAGGUCGAGCCGAGCGACACUAUUGAGAACGUCAAGGCGAAGAUUCAGGACAAGGAAGGGAUCCCGCCCGAUCAGCAGCGUCUUAUUUUUGCCGGCAAACAGCUUGAAGACGGCCGCACUUUGUCCGACUACAACAUCCAGAAGGAGUCGACGUUGCACUUGGUCCUGCGGCUCCGCGGAGGUAUGCAAAUCUUUGUGAAAACGCUUACCGGCAAGACCAUCACCCUGGAGGUCGAGCCUAGCGACACCAUUGAAAACGUGAAGGCCAAAAUUCAGGACAAAGAGGGCAUUCCUCCGGACCAGCAGCGUCUUAUUUUCGCCGGUAAGCAGCUCGAAGACGGCCGCACCCUCUCCGACUACAACAUUCAAAAGGAGUCGACCCUUCACCUCGUCCUCCGGCUGCGCGGAGGCAUGCAAAUCUUCGUUAAGACCCUCACCGGCAAGACCAUAACCCUGGAGGUCGAGCCCAGCGACACCAUCGAGAACGUGAAGGCAAAGAUCCAAGACAAGGAGGGAAUCCCGCCAGACCAGCAGCGUCUGAUCUUCGCCGGCAAGCAGUUGGAAGACGGCCGCACACUGUCGGACUACAACAUUCAGAAAGAGUCCACCCUUCACUUGGUGCUGAGGCUUCGUGGUGGGAUGCAGAUCUUCGUCAAGACGCUGACAGGCAAGACGAUCACGCUGGAAGUUGAACCCAGCGACACGAUCGAAAACGUGAAAGCCAAGAUCCAAGACAAGGAGGGAAUCCCACCAGACCAGCAGCGUCUGAUCUUCGCCGGCAAGCAGCUAGAAGACGGCCGCACUCUGUCGGACUACAACAUUCAGAAGGAGUCUACCCUUCACUUAGUGCUGCGGCUCCGUGGUGGCAUGCAGAUUUUUGUCAAGACGCUCACUGGGAAAACCAUCACGCUCGAAGUCGAGCCGAGCGACACUAUUGAAAAUGUCAAGGCGAAAAUUCAGGACAAGGAAGGCAUCCCUCCCGAUCAGCAGCGUCUCAUAUUCGCCGGAAAACAGCUCGAGGAUGGGCGCACACUGUCCGACUACAACAUCCAGAAGGAGUCCACCCUUCAUCUCGUCUUGCGACUCCGCGGUGGUAUGCAAAUUUUUGUCAAGACUCUGACGGGCAAGACGAUCACUCUGGAGGUCGAGCCGAGCGACACUAUUGAGAACGUCAAGGCGAAGAUUCAGGACAAGGAAGGGAUCCCGCCCGAUCAGCAGCGUCUCAUUUUUGCCGGCAAACAGCUUGAGGACGGCCGCACUUUGUCCGACUACAACAUCCAGAAGGAGUCGACGUUGCACUUGGUCCUGCGGCUCCGCGGAGGUAUGCAAAUCUUUGUGAAGACACUUACCGGCAAGACCAUCACCCUGGAGGUCGAGCCUAGCGACACCAUUGAAAACGUGAAGGCCAAAAUUCAGGACAAAGAAGGCAUUCCUCCGGACCAGCAGCGUCUUAUUUUCGCCGGUAAGCAGCUCGAAGACGGCCGCACCCUCUCCGACUACAACAUUCAAAAGGAGUCGACCCUUCACCUCGUCCUCCGGCUGCGCGGAGGCAUGCAAAUCUUCGUUAAGACCCUCACCGGCAAGACCAUAACCCUGGAGGUCGAGCCCAGCGACACCAUCGAAAAUGUGAAGGCUAAAAUCCAGGACAAGGAGGGCAUUCCACCAGACCAACAGCGUCUCAUCUUUGCAGGCAAGCAGUUGGAGGACGGCCGCACUCUCUCCGAUUACAACAUUCAGAAGGAAUCGACCCUCCACCUUGUCCUGCGGCUCCGUGGUGGCCAGUAGAACUUUUUUUUUUCUUCCUAGCUGGGCUGGUCCAGUGACUUUUUCAUUGGUGUUGUGUUGACCAGCCUUCGGGCUUUCACACAACGGGACGUGAAGUCUCAAUAAAAUUUUUUUUUGCUGGUUA